AUGGCUAAACUCGCAACCAUCUCUGUUGCUUUCCUUCUCCUCUUUGCGUUAUCGCACGCAGCGCCGGCUGAAAAACAACCAGUUAAAGACGACCUCGAGGCCCCCGCGGAAAAAGGAGACCUCAAGGCCGCGGCCUCGCACUGGGGCGGGUGGGGCGGCUACGGGGGCCACUGGGGCGGCUACGGCGGCUGGGGCGGCUGGGGCUCACCGUACUACGGUAGUUACUACAGCUGGCCGAGCUACAUGUACGGAUACGGGUACGGAUGGCCGUACUACGGCGGAUACGGAGGCUAUGGUGGAUACGGCGGGUGGGGAUACGGACAUCAUGGCUAUUGGUGGUAA
Cydia amplana is the source of this 342-nucleotide messenger RNA. RefSeq names its product keratin-associated protein 19-2-like. NCBI's taxonomy places the organism in Eukaryota, Metazoa, Arthropoda, Insecta, Lepidoptera, Tortricidae. The transcript is spliced from 2 exons. Bases 1 to 342 code for a protein of 113 amino acids. The record is from RefSeq and is a predicted model, not a curated record.